This is a messenger RNA of Raphanus sativus (radish), 392 nucleotides long. Its product is annotated as thionin-like protein 2. The record is from RefSeq and is a predicted model, not a curated record. Bases 51 to 392 code for a protein of 113 amino acids. The transcript is spliced from 2 exons. Lineage: Eukaryota; Viridiplantae; Streptophyta; Magnoliopsida; Brassicales; Brassicaceae.
UAUAUUAAUAUUCUUUCUAAAAAAAAGAUCUUUGUCCUCCACAAAAAAAUAUGGAGAACAAAAUAAUGGUGAUCUUAGUGGUGAUGAUGGGGAGCCUUUUGGUCGAGACAGAGGCUAUAAAUUUUCAAGAAUGUUACAAAGGUUGUAUUUUGCUUUGUGGUGCAACUGCAGAUGGAUUUAAAAAAUUGGCAUGUCCUUUCACGUGUCUCAAGGAAUGUACAAAUCCUUCUAAGCCAGAUCUUCAAAAAAUAGACCAGACUGAUUAUUUUUGCAAACUCGGAUGUGCUACCAGUCGUUGUGUUUCAUCCUCCUCGGUCGAAGAUAUGGAUCACGCAGAAAAAGUUUCGGUAUGUGUGGAUUCAUGCUCAGAUAUGUGCUCUAACAAGAACUAA